CAAAAAUCCCUUGACCAGUCCGUAGUCUCCUCUCGAAUCCGAGGGCUCGAGCAGGGUUUCCGUCGCUGCGACGGACGGCGAGCAUGGCGGCGGGCGAUGCCCACGCGGCGGGGCUGGAUGAGGCCCUCAAGCCCUUCCAGGAGAGAGCUUCCGAGGCCGAGAUACGCUUAGCAAAGCUGGAAACCUUGCUGUACAACAAAGAUGGUCUGAACAGUGGAUCUGAGACAAGUUCCUCUGCCAUGAAAGAUCUUCAGUCAAAGCUGGACGCAGUUAGUGCAGAAUGCCUGGCUGAAAAGGACAAGAACAAGAAGCUAGUCAUGGAGAACGAGAAGCUCCAGUAUCGCAUCACCCAUCUUAUUCGGGCAAUUAAAGAGGCAGAAUCAAGAUAGAAUACGCCUGAUCAGGUCGAUGUAAAGCCUGAUAUAGAAGUAUCCUAUCUUGUUGAGCCUUCUCAUUAUUGUUGAAUUUAGCUUAAACUGUUGUUGUGAUCUUGAUGGGUCUUGUUGGUUAAAACUGCAUCGAACUAUCGAUCAGAACUACAUGUACACAGUUGUAUGUUUUCACCUGACACCAUUUUGGAAGAUGAUUGUUCAGUGUUGAACAUUGGAAUGCAUACUGUUAUUUGAAUUGACAGUUCUUAUGUAA
Phragmites australis (common reed) is the source of this 645-nucleotide messenger RNA. RefSeq lists its product as uncharacterized. Bases 84 to 389 code for a protein of 101 amino acids. The record is from RefSeq and is a predicted model, not a curated record. The transcript has 4 exons. NCBI's taxonomy places the organism in Eukaryota, Viridiplantae, Streptophyta, Magnoliopsida, Poales, Poaceae.